Molecule: messenger RNA, 1605 nt
Organism: Musca domestica (house fly)
Lineage: Eukaryota; Metazoa; Arthropoda; Insecta; Diptera; Muscidae
Product: dnaJ homolog subfamily C member 25 homolog
Exons: 1
Coding region: 380-1402 (340 amino acids)
Biological process (GO): protein folding
Cellular component (GO): endoplasmic reticulum membrane
Source: RefSeq, a predicted model, not a curated record
CGACUUCAUAGUCUGCAGCUUUCUUCACUUUCUUUGGUUCUUGGGCCAAAAACCAAAAAAUUCCAAUCUCUUUUAACAUCGCCCGACCACAGUAUCCUCCUCACAGUUCUCUCUCUGUUGUCAACCAAAUGUUAAUUUUCGUUUAAUUGUUUAAAACAAAUCAUUAGUAGUGAAGAAGAGCUGUGAGCAGCAACAAGUUGAUUCGUUCGUUCCGUCUAAGCCAGCUAGUCAAACUGCCGGUCAAUGAGUUCGGGUUCUAAGUGAAAUCCAACAAAGCGAACGAUAAACGUGGCAGACCAUCAUCAUAAAUGGUCUUAAUGAUUUAUACCUGUUGUUGAAGUUGAUGUUUGUGUGACGAUUAAGCGAAGAAAGACGUACCAUGUUACCUCCACGUUACCACCGCCACCUGCUGUUGAGCCUGGUGUUUAUGCUAGCUUUGCCUUCCGUGUGUUUGGGUCUCCUCGAAGGUCUAUAUUGUGGAAAACAAAAUUGUUAUGAUGUUCUGGGUGUUACACGAGAAUCCUCCAAGUCGGAAAUUGGAAAGGCAUAUCGCGUCUUAGCUCGCAAGCAUCAUCCGGAUUUGCAUCGCACAGAGGAAGCCAAGAAAGAAGCUGAGAAACAAUUCAAAGCCAUUGCCACUGCCUAUGAAAUUCUAAAAGAUGACGACUCUCGCACAGAUUACGAUUAUAUGUUGGACAAUCCCGAUGAAUACUAUGCCCAUUACUAUCGCUACUAUCGUCGCAGAGUGGCUCCCAAGGUGGAUGUGAGAAUUGUUAUUAUUGUCACAUUGACAAUUAUUUCGGUUAUACAAUACUACUCCGGCUGGCAGCGUUAUGACUCGGCCAUCAAAUAUUUUGCCACAGUGCCCAAGUAUCGCAACAAAGCCUUGGAAAUUGCCAAAGAUGAAAUCAAUGAGAAGGUUCACAAUCGAAAGGGCAAGAAUCGUCUUUCCAAGGCCGAUCAAAAAGAGGAAAUAGAAAAAAUCAUAAUUAAAGUUAUCGAGGAGAAAAUGGAUGUUAAAGGUGGUUGUGCCAAGCCAACAGUAUGGGAUGUCCUGUGGGUGCAAAUAAUUAUAUUCCCCUAUACCCUGGCCAAGUGGCUAUGGUGGAACAUUAUGUGGACAUGGAAAUUUACCAUUUGCAAGAAACCCUAUGGCAGAGAAGAGAAAUUGUAUUUGAUACGACGAAACAUGAAAAUGGGCCAACAUCAAUUCAACUCUCAAGAGGAUAAACAAAUUGAGGAGUUCUUACGUCUGGAACUUUGGAUAAAGGAGAAUUUCGAAGAAUGGCGCAUCCAAGAAGAGGAAGAACUGAAAAAGAAAAUGGCCGAGAAUCCACGUUAUAAAUCAUAUCGAAGAUAUAUGAAAAAUCAUGGUCCAGGACGUAUGACUUUCGAAGACUAAACUUAAAACAAAAAAAUGAAACAACAACUAGGCUUUAUUGUUAAGAAAGAUACAUAGGUGACUAUAUAUUUAUAUUAAGUAUGUAAUUUGAUGCGUUUCGUAAAUGAAUGUUUGCUUUAAUUUAAUUUUGUUUAAUUGUAAGUCCUGUGUUUUCCUCCUCCUAAGUUUUUUUUAUUAAAAUAGUUUAGUAACAUUUUUUAUAC